Molecule: messenger RNA, 673 nt
Organism: Malaya genurostris
Lineage: Eukaryota; Metazoa; Arthropoda; Insecta; Diptera; Culicidae
Gene: mRpS34
Product: small ribosomal subunit protein mS34
Exons: 2
Coding region: 87-635 (182 amino acids)
Biological process (GO): mitochondrial translation
Cellular component (GO): mitochondrion; mitochondrial small ribosomal subunit
Molecular function (GO): structural constituent of ribosome
Source: RefSeq, a predicted model, not a curated record
UUUCUAUUAGUGUUAUCCGUGUAAGCGGUUUAAAAUUUUUAUUUUUACAUAAUUCUAGAAAUACUAGAGCGUAGUGUUCUUUGACCAUGUCAGUCAUUAAAUAUAUUGGUCGUACGACCGAUUUUAAAGGUAAACCUCUCUGGGAAAUUGUGGGGAACUUGAAAAAUUUCGGUGUCGGCAGAGUGGUUGUAAGAAGCAUGUUUGAACGAUAUCCGGAACCUAGUUACAUGCGAAUAGUUAAGGUACAGGCACUUCCAAAUGAGGACAUUCGUAAAGUAAGAGUUACGGUUGAAAAGACAUUUCGUGGUCGCACCUAUCCGAAGCUGGUAGUAAUCGAAAGCGUAUCCUACAAAGCCGAUUACCGAUUGUUACCUAAACAUGAAGAGGAAUCUUACUGUCGGACGGUCGAGCGACAAGAAGGUAUUGUUUCUCGUGAAAUUGAGUUGCCUCCGUUGUUGCGUGAAUUUGUUCACAAAGAAACAGGCAAAAUCAAUCCAAAGAUUCCGGUGAAAAUAAAACCGGGUCACAAUAACAUUUAUCGGCUGGCAAAAGAGGGAGAAACACCAACUAUAGAAAUUCCUAUGGGCUUGGGAAAACCGGCAAGUCCUAAUUUGUAUGUAAAUUGUGACAUUUAAGCUUAUAGAUUAGUGUAAUAUAUAGAUUGAAAGUAAAA